AUGCGCGUAGGACCAUCUAUUCGACUGCUUUCUUUUGGAUGGGCACGCGGUCCACUUUUACGAAUGCGUUUUUUUGGUGGAAAUGGAGCUCAGAUUUCUUCUGCGGGGAAAUUUUUUUGUAAUACGGCCGCAGUGUUGUGCAAGAAUUCUCCACAGCCCCUCCCAUUGUUGACACCAGUGGAGUUUGCACAAAUUGCACCGAUGGUUUUGCUUUGUCAAGCUCUGAAGCAACACGCGGCUAUGGACAGUGCUGUUGGCAUAAACGGGAACAGCAAUGUCAUCAGCCGGGCGGUAUUUAACCAUUACUGUUCUGAAAGCCAUGUAGAAAAUAGUGACGAGGCGUUGCGGCUGUUGGAGGAAUCAGGCAGUGUCGUCUCUCUUUCCAACGGGGAAGGAGUGCAUCUUCGGCCCUUGCAGUUUGCACACAUGUACGAAGAUCUCACUGGGGAGGGGGAGGAGAAAGGUUCCACUUUGGCUUUUUUUCUUGAGGAGGCAACGAAACGAUUGAAGGCUGCACAGGCUGAAGAGGCGGCGAUGCGGAGUGAACUUCAACCAGCCCUAAUGCGAGCUGCAAAGUGGCGUCGAGUGGUGUGGGGCGGUGCAUUGUGCUUUUCAGGGGCGCAAAUGGCAAUUAUUUCGCGUCUGACGUUCUUUGAUUUUGAUUGGGAUACCAUGGAGCCCGUAUCGUACUUUCUUGGCACUGGCACGUCCCUGCUGUUUUUUUUGUACUUUCUCCGCCAUGGGCGGUCACAUACGUACGAGGACUACGACAGAACGACGCUACCAAAAAAACUGAGAAAAUAUGCUCCUCCUGGCUUUGAUUGGGAAAAAUAUGAGGCCAUCUGCAAAAAUGUCGAUGUUGAACGAAGAAUGUUGAGUAGAAUCAAGGAAUGGAGGAAAAGACACUAA
Messenger RNA from Trypanosoma cruzi, 909 nucleotides. RefSeq lists its product as uncharacterized. Gene Ontology annotation, cellular component: mitochondrial inner membrane; uniplex complex. The coding region runs from base 1 to 909 and encodes 302 amino acids. Lineage: Eukaryota; Euglenozoa; Kinetoplastea; Trypanosomatida; Trypanosomatidae. Gene Ontology annotation, biological process: mitochondrial calcium ion homeostasis; calcium import into the mitochondrion. The record is from RefSeq and is a predicted model, not a curated record. The transcript has a single exon. Gene Ontology annotation, molecular function: uniporter activity; calcium channel activity.